AUGGCCGAUAUCUUCCGCCUCCUCUCGCGCGGCAGCACCCUCGCCAAAGGCGCCACGGGCGGCUCCCACAUCACCACAGCCCGCAGCAAACCCACCACCACCACCACCGCACCCAAGAAGCGUUCCCGCGAGCAGGACGACCUGUCGGUGCCCAAGGAGCUCGACUUCUUCGGCGACGCCGCAAACACGAAGAAGAAGAAGCCCAAAGUCGCGGACGCAGACGGCGACCUGUCCAUGGACGACACCGACGGGGGGGAGGAUGAUGAGGAGGCAGAAAAGGCCAAGGAUGAGGCGGCAAAGAAAGAGAAUGACGGACUAGAGGUAGUCGAGGAGGACGACGACGACGCCGUAAGGAAGCUGAUGUGGGCGCACAAGCUCAAAUACACGCUCCUCACCGACCCCGCCGCCAACGACGACGACGACGAAGACGAAGACGGCGCGAAGAAGCCCAAAAAGAAGAAGAAGAACAAGCACGCCCAGCUGCUGAUCCCGCCGCUCACGUCGUUCGCGCAGCUGCGCUCGCGCGCGCACGGGUAUGCGCUCUCGCGGCGCGUGUACGAGAACAUCCUGGCGCAGGGGUACGCGGCGCCGACGGAGGUGCAGAUGGGCGCGCUGCCUGUGCUGAUGAAGGAGCAGCAGGCGUCGGGGGGGGCGGACCUGCUGACGUGUGCGCCGACGGGGUCGGGGAAGACGCUGGCGUAUGUUGUGCCGCUGCUGGACUGGAUCCUGUCGGCGCGGAAGGAGGGCGGUGGUGGUGGUGGUGGUGAGCGCGGGGUGCGCGCGGUGGUGCUGGCGCCGACGAAGGAGCUGGCGGCGCAGAUUGUCAAUGAGGUGCGGAAGCUGUCUGUGGGGACGGGCGUGCGCGUGUCGCUGAUGCGCAAGGGGAUGGCGGGGACGUCGGCGAAGGGCGAGGAGGCGGGCAUCAGUGUGAAGAGCGACAUCUUGGUGUCCACGCCGCUGCUGCUGCUGCAUGCCAUUGGGGCCGAGGAGAAGAAGGAGGAGGAGGAAGGGGGGGGGAAGAGGGGCGAGUUUGCGGGCGUCCGGAGGCUGGUGCUGGAUGAGGCCGAUGUGCUCCUGGAUGAGCUGUUCCGCGACCAGACGCUGGGCAUCUGGCGGGCGCUGAAGGAGGGCGCGGAGAAGGAUGGCGGGCUGAGGACGAGCCUGUGGAGCGCCACCAUCAGCAGUGGGACGGAGGAGAUUGCGCGCAGCAUGAUGCUCCCCUCCUCCAGCGCCCCCCCCGCGGCCCCCACCACAACCCUCGACGAGCCCACCGCCGCCUCUCCAAAGCCCAAAAAGUCCAAAAAGUCCAAGAAGACCCCCGAAACCGCUCCUGAGCCACCAGCACCCGCGCCCGCGCCCGCUCCCACCGCGACAAUCCUCCGCCUGAUCGUCGGCGUGAAAGACACCUCCCUCCCCACCGUCAAGCAAACACUCCUCUACACCGCCACCGAGCCCGGCAAGCUCCUCGCCCUGCGCCAGCUCUUCACCACCCGCUUCGUGCCGCCCGCGCUCCUCUUCGUGCAGAGCAUCCCGCGCGCGCAGGCGCUCUACAACGAGAUCCAGUACGACCUGCCGACGCCGGGGCGCAUCGCCGUGCUGCACGCCUCGCUCACCGACACGGCGCGCGAGGACGUCAUGGGCCGCUUCCGCCGCGGCGACGUCUGGGUGCUCAUCACGACGGACCUGCUUGCGCGCGGCGUCGACUUCAAGGGCGUGCGGCUGGUGGUCAACUACGACAUCCCGACGACCGUGGUGGCGUAUAUACACCGCGUGGGGCGCACGGGGCGGGCGGGCAGGGAGGGCGGCGAGGCUGUCACGUAUUAUACGGAGGAGGACGUGCGCUAUGUGAAGGGGAUUGCGAACGUGAUUGCGGUGUCGCAGGGGGAGCAGGGGAGGGGGGAGGGGAGGGUGGGGAGGUGGCUCUUGGAUGCGCUGCCGAAGGUGGGGAGGAGGGAGAGGAGGGAGCUGAAGAGGAAGGGCGUCAAGGCGAGGGCGGGGACGGAGGCGAAGGGGGCUGCGAGGAUCAGUACGAAGAGCGGGUAUGAGAGGCAGAGGAUGGACAGGAAGAGGGGCGCGGUGGAGGCGAGUAAGCGGAGGGCUGCUGCAGAGGCGGCGAAGGGGGGGGAGAGCGGCGGGGAGAGUGGGGGGGAGGAGGAGGAGGAGUUUAUGGGCAUUGAGGAGUAG
Morchella sextelata is the source of this 2184-nucleotide messenger RNA. RefSeq lists its product as uncharacterized. NCBI's taxonomy places the organism in Eukaryota, Fungi, Ascomycota, Pezizomycetes, Pezizales, Morchellaceae. Gene Ontology annotation, biological process: maturation of SSU-rRNA. The record is from RefSeq and is a predicted model, not a curated record. Gene Ontology annotation, cellular component: 90S preribosome. Gene Ontology annotation, molecular function: ATP binding; nucleic acid binding; RNA helicase activity. The transcript has a single exon. The coding region runs from base 1 to 2184 and encodes 727 amino acids.